AUGUCGUACGCCAAGAUAGAGGAGAAUGGAAUGAAAGGCUCAUUCUCACUGCCAUAUGCCGAUGCGGAUGAGACGUCAUCUUCAAUUUCCUUUUCCUCGUCGAGAAAAGGCCCUUCCUCUGCUCUCUCUGAGCCUUUACGCGGGAACGGGGACGAAAGUGAAGAUCCCUUUUUUGUUUUUCGUGAGGACAUGAACCGAAAAUUAGAAUUGGUCGAUGAGGGAUUGGCGGAAUAUCUGCGCAUUGUACACCAAACGGACACGGCCGUGAACACAAAUGAACUCAAAGAAGCAAAAAAGCAGCUGAAGCGGAGGUUUAAAAACGCGGAAUCUACAUUAAAGGACGUUUAUAUGACGGUGCAAGUAGUGGAGACAGAUCGAUCCAAAUUCACCCACAUUUCGGAUGCAGAGCUCUACGAUCGGCAAAUGCUGGUGGAGACAAGUCGAGAUCGGCUCAAUCGAGCCAAAAAUGACAUCCAAUCUGAAGUUGUCAAGGCAAAAAUGAUGUCAGAUGAACGGGCCAAAGCGCUGCGUCGGGCUGGUGCAGCCGUCUUGGGCGCCAAAACAGAUGGCCAGCGAGAAAACACCAAUUUCAUUGUUAAUUCACAAGCACGAACAUCUUUACUCAUGCAGCAUCAGGACGAGACGCUAGACGAGCUUGAUGAUGCGGUUACACGUGUCGGGCAUAUUGCUGGAAACAUUCACGACGAAAUAGGUCAGCAAAACAAAAUACUAACAGAAAUGGAAGAAGAUUUGGAUCGAGCGGAGGAAGAACUGGGUAUGGUUCUUGGCAAGCUGGCGAGAUUUCUGAAAACAAAAGAUAGAUGGCAACUGUCGACAAUUCUGUUUCUGACAGUUGUUGCUAUUGUUUUGUUCUUCUCGGUAUUAUACUUGUAG
This is a messenger RNA of Phaeodactylum tricornutum CCAP 1055/1, 894 nucleotides long. RefSeq lists its product with no specific name. Gene Ontology annotation, biological process: Golgi vesicle transport. The transcript has 2 exons. The record is from RefSeq and is a predicted model, not a curated record. The coding region runs from base 1 to 894 and encodes 297 amino acids. NCBI's taxonomy places the organism in Eukaryota, Bacillariophyta, Bacillariophyceae, Surirellales, Neidiaceae. Gene Ontology annotation, cellular component: membrane.